Rubroshorea leprosula is the source of this 807-nucleotide messenger RNA. Lineage: Eukaryota; Viridiplantae; Streptophyta; Magnoliopsida; Malvales; Dipterocarpaceae. The record is from the annotation of a GenBank genome assembly.
AUCUAUUAACAUGUGUCCACGCAGAAGUUGUACUCUAAAUGUAAUAGAGACUUCAAAAAGUUCAGGAUGAUUCCAAACUUUUUUCUGCCAAAAAUGAGUCAAUAUGAAGUUGACAUUCAAGAUGUCAAGGUUAAGGUAUGUGCAGCUGAUCAAGCUGUUCUGAUUGAUACUGAAGUUUCUGAGUUAAAGUCUGCUAUUACACACAAGCAGUGGCGUCUUGUAGCUCUUGAUCUUAAGUUUGAUCGCAGUGAAGCUGCAUUGUUAAUUGUGUAUGUUGGGAGUCAGUGUCUUACAAUUCAGUUAGGGUACUUGGACUCUUUACCUGAAAGCCUAGAAAGGUUCAAGUUCAACAUGCAAGAACUGUACAAACGUUAUUUAAAAUGCAAGAGUAGGGUUGAGAUUGGCUAUUUGGCUGCGAGGGUUCUAACGAAUCCUGAUCUUGUGCAGGGACAUGGAUUUGAAAAUUUAGCUAACAUAGUUGGGAUGAAAAUUCAGCAAUCAACUAUUGAUUGCACCAAGACUCCUUCAUGGAAAGCAAGGGUGUUUUCUGUUAAGCAGGUCAAUUUUGCAGUUCUUGAUGCUUAUAAUGCUUAUCAUCUUGGGAACAAAUUUCUAGACAUGGUUUAAGAUUUCAUUAGGGUUCAUGUGAAAUGUAAUUUGGGUUUGCUUGCUUCUUUCUGUUUUCCACUUUGUCCUGCUUUCUAAUAUAUGCUUAGUUCUUCUUCUCAUUGAUUUCGUUGCCACACUUUAUCCUGCCUUGUUUAGUAGUAGUUCAUGUAACUCCUGCAAUACAUGAUUCAGUUUAUG